This is a messenger RNA of Chrysochloris asiatica (Cape golden mole), 1218 nucleotides long. It is a transcript of the gene GLMP, whose product is annotated as chromosome unknown open reading frame, human C1orf85. The transcript is spliced from 6 exons. The coding region runs from base 1 to 1218 and encodes 405 amino acids. Gene Ontology annotation, cellular component: lysosome. NCBI's taxonomy places the organism in Eukaryota, Metazoa, Chordata, Mammalia, Afrosoricida, Chrysochloridae. The record is from RefSeq and is a predicted model, not a curated record.
AUGUGCGGCUCUGGGGAGCCCCGCUGGGGCAGGGGGCCUUGUUCCCCCAGCCCCAUGCUCUUCCUGAGCCUACUUCUAUCUACAGCUCCUUUUGUCCUGCUGGGGGAGAAGACCCGCCAGGUGUCUUUGGAGGUCAUCCCUGGCUGGCUGGGUUCCCACCAGAAUUUGCUCCAUAUCCGGGCAGUGGGCACCAAUUCCACACUGCACUAUGUGUGGAGCAGCUUGGGGCCACCAGCAGUGUUGCUGGUGGCCACCAACACUCCCCACAGCUCCCUGAGUGUCAACUGGAGCCGCCUGCUAUCCCCUGAGCCUGAUGGGGGCUUGGUGGUACUCCCCAAGAACAGCAUCCAGUUUUCUUCUGCCCUCAUCUUUACCAGGCUGCUUGAGUUUGACAGCACCAACCUAUCUGAUGUGGCAGCAAAACUCCCAGGAAAGCCAUAUCCCCCUUACUCUUUGGCUGAAUUCUCCUGGAACAACAUCUCUGACUCCCUGGAUCCUGCCACCCUAAGUGCCACAUUUCGAGGUCAUCCCAUGUCCGACCCUACCAAGGCUUUUGUCAAUGGCAGCCUGGCCUUCAGGGUCCAGGCCUUUUCUGGAUCCGGUCGGCCAGUUCAGCCCCCUCGCCUUCUGCACACUGCAGACACCUGUCAACUGGAGAUGGCCUUGGUAGGGGCCUCUCCCCGAGGAAACCGCUCCUUGUUUGGGCUGGAGGUAGCCACCUUGAGCGAGGGACCUGACUGCCCCUCAGUGCUGGAGAAACACUCCAUUGAUGAUGAAUAUGCACCUGCUGUCUUUCAGUUGGACCAGCUGCUGUGGGGCUCCUUGCCAUCGGGCUUCAUGCAGUGGCGACCAGUGGCUUUCUCCCAGAAGCAGGGGGGCCGAGAAUCAGCUUUGUCCUGUCAAGCAUCUCCACUUCACCCCACCUUGUCAUACCCCCUCCCCCAGUCACCCAUUGUCCGGGCCUUCUUUGGACCCCAGAACUUCUGUGCCUUCAAUUUGACGUUUGGGGUUUCCACAGGCCCUGGCUACUGGGACCAACACUACCUCAGCUGGUCGAUGCUUCUGGGCGUGGGCUCCCCUCCAGUGGAUGCCUUGUCCCCACUAGUUCUGGGCAUAAUGGCAGUUGCUCUGGGCACUCCAGGGCUCAUGCUGCUAGGGGGAGGCCUGAUUCUACUUCUGCGCCACAAGCAGUCUUCAGAGUACCAGCCCAUAAAUUGA